This is a messenger RNA of Condylura cristata (star-nosed mole), 713 nucleotides long. RefSeq names its product mitochondrial transcription termination factor 4 (gene MTERF4). NCBI's taxonomy places the organism in Eukaryota, Metazoa, Chordata, Mammalia, Eulipotyphla, Talpidae. The transcript has 3 exons. The record is from RefSeq and is a predicted model, not a curated record. Bases 107 to 652 code for a protein of 181 amino acids.
GCUGCCCGUCCUGCAGCUGAGGAAGCGCGCCAGCCACCUGCGGAAGCUCGGGCUGGGAGAAGGGAAACUGAAGAGAGUGCUCUUCUGCUGCCCCGAAGUCCUCACCAUGCCCCAGCGGGACCUGGACGCAGUCCUGGGGGUCCUCAGGGACAAGUGUCUCUUCAGCGCGCAGCAGGUGAUGGAGGUGCUGCACAGGUGCCCGCACGUGCUCCGGGCGGACCCUGCGGAGCUGGAGUACAAGUUCCAGUACGGCCACUUCAGGAUGGGGCUGACGCACGCGGACGUGGUGAGGACGGGCUUCCUGCAGUUCUCCAUGGCCAAGAUCAGGCAGAGGCACGUGUUCCUGGAGCGCCUGGGGCGGUACCAGACCCCGGACAAGAAGGGGCAGACACAGAUCCCCAACCCCCCGCUCAGGGACAUCCUCCGGGUGUCCGAGGCCGAGUUUCUGGCCAGGACGGCCUGUGCCCCUGCCGAGGAGUUUGAGGUUUUCAAGAAGCUCUUUGCUCGGGAGGAGGACGAGGCGUCUGAGGGCCGCCUGCCAGAGGACAGGGAUGCAGACCCCGACGAGGAUGAGGACGCGGACUCGGAUGCGGACUCAGACCCAGAGGGACGUGAUCCCCUGGAGGGCGGGGAGGGCGCCAAGGGGCGCUGACGAGGGCUGGUGGGGGGUUCUGCCCAGGAACCUAACCUGAGCCAUUAAAUUGGGGCGCGAC